AUGCCUAUUCAUCACGACCCCCUAAACCCAACCCUAACCCUCAACUCCCCCAACCCAAGACACAAAAACAUAAUCCUCACACGCCCCCGCACCACAGACGCAAAUCCCACAAUCCCCGCCUUCAACAACCCCUCCAUCUAUCUAAAUCUCACAGGUCCCCCCUUCCCCUACACCCAAGAAUCAUUCGAUUCCUUCUUCUCAGAAGUCCUCGAUAAAAAUGCAAGGAUUGCAGUAGCGGAAUUAUGGGAUACGAGGGAAGCGGAGAGGAAUCGUGAGGGAACGAGAUGGGUGGGUGCGAUUCCGUUCCCGAGUAUUAGGGAGGUGGUGCUUGGGGAGGGGGGUGUGAGGAGGGAGUUGUUUAUUGGGCAGGUGGAGGUUAGGAGGAGGGGGUUUGUGACGGUUUUGGAUGGGGAGGUGAGGGAGGGGUUGGUGCGGGAGAAUUUGGUGAGGAGGGUGGGUGAUCCCGGGAUUGAGUGGGAGAUUGGUUUCUGGCUCCUCCCCUCCCACCACGGCCAAUCCAUCAUGCCAUACGUCCUCCAAACCCUCCUUUCCGAUUUCUUCAUCCCAUACAUGAAUAUGCAUUUUCUGACAGGUGAAUAUCUGGAAUUUAAUACGGCUAGUAGGAGGGUUUUUGAGAAAUGUGGCUUUAAGUUUGAGGGGGUUACGGAGGGGGUGGAGAGGAUACAUGAGGGGAAGUUGGGGGCGUUGGGGGAGUGGUUGGGGAGGGAACGGGAGAGGGAGGGGAAGAAUGUGGGUGGGAGGGAGGAUGGGGAGGAGAGGAAGGAUGGGGAGAUGGAAAAAGAGUGGUUGUGGGAUGGGAGGGGAGAUGCUUGGGUAAACGGGGAGAAGGUAGGUGUGGGGAGUUUGAGGUGGUGUAGGGUUGGAGGGGAAGGGAUUGACAAUUAA
This is a messenger RNA of Sclerotinia sclerotiorum 1980 UF-70, 906 nucleotides long. RefSeq lists its product as hypothetical. The transcript is spliced from 2 exons. Lineage: Eukaryota; Fungi; Ascomycota; Leotiomycetes; Helotiales; Sclerotiniaceae. Bases 1 to 906 code for a protein of 301 amino acids. The record is from RefSeq and is a predicted model, not a curated record. Gene Ontology annotation, molecular function: acyltransferase activity, transferring groups other than amino-acyl groups.